ACAAUGCAAUUGAACCAAUCAGAGAAAUCAGUAGCUUCUUAAUUCAUCUUCGAGUCCUGAUCUUGGUCAUCUUCUUCGUUCGAUUUCGUCAGUUUUCUUCGAUUCUUGGUGGUAAUCGAUUCUGAAGUUCUUAGAGGAAGCUAGAGAAGAGUGAAACCCUAAAUUCGAGUUUGUUUUGUCUACAACUCUAUCUAACCGAAGCUCACUAAUUUGAUAACCUUCAUUGGAGUUCUUCUUCAGUCCUGUUUUUGGGAUAUUGGGUUGAAUGUGGCAGAAACUCUAAUUUCGUGGAAACUGUGGAAUCGCACAGUUAGUACACUCUUCCAGAAGCUGUCCUGUGAGUAGAGAAUCCCUAUUGGUGAAAGGAUGCCGCAAGUUAAGAUCAUCGCGAAGAAUUUCAUGGACAUGGUGGCGUCUCUUCCAGCCAUCAAGCUUGACAAGCUCUACAACAAUGUCUUCAUCUGCGAGGCUAUUCUCAGGUCUUUGCCGCCUCUAGCCAAGAAGUAUGUAUUGCAGAUGUUGUACAUUGAUGUUGCUGUACCUGCUACGGUGUUGGAGGAGUGGGUGCUCGCUGAUGGUGCCUCUAAGCACAGAGUUGCUAUUGAUCGACUGAUUCAAUUAAGGAUUUUUUCAGAAAUUACAGAUAGGAAAAGGGGAACCAGUUACAGCCUAAAUCCUACAUUUCAGAACAAUCUUCAGAAACAUAUUAUUUCCGGUGGAGUUUUACCUAGAGAGCCUAUGAAUUCCGACAAUUCCAUUAAGCUUCCAAGUCUACAAGAACUUGAGACCUAUGCCCUUAAGCAAUGGGAGCGUUUCUUGCUACAACUCAUAAAUUCGGGUCAAGGGGACAAGCUAAAUGGGAUCAGUGAAUCUAUGAUGAAAAUCUUCCAGCGAGGUUUAUUGAGUCAGAGAGACAAGGAUGGCCCAAGAUUAACUGAAAGUGGCUUUCAGUUUUUGCUGAUGGAUACAAAUGCCCAGCUUUGGUACAUUAUCCGAGAAUACAUAUCGAAUGCCGAGGAGCGAAAAGUAGAUCCAGCAGACUUAAUUUCGUUUUUGUUAGAGCUUAGUUUUCAUGUAACUGGUGAGGCAUAUAACUCAAAUACCUUGACAGAGCUUCAAAAAAAUACACUCAAGGACCUUGAAGACUUGGGAUUAGUCAAGCUUCAACAGGGAAUGAAAGGCAAUUGGUUUAUACCUACUAAACUGGCUACAAAUUUGUCAGUCAGUCUGUCAGAUUCAUCAGCCCGAAAAGAGGGAUUUGUCGUGAUGGAAACGAACUUCAGGAUGUAUGCGUACUCCACAUCUAAGUUACAGUGUGAAAUUUUACGUCUGUUUGCGAGGAUAGAGUACCAACUUCCAAACCUUAUUGCUUGUGCAAUUACAAAGGAGAGUUUGUACAAUGCAUUUGACAAUGGCAUCACAUCAGACCAGAUUAUAACCUUUCUCCAGCAAAAUUCUCAUCCACGAUGUGCUGAUCGAGUCCCAGCUAUUCCAGAAAAUGUCACCGAUCAGAUACGGCUUUGGGAGUCAGAUCUAAAGAGAAUUGAGAUGACCCAGGCCCACUUUUACGAUGAAUUUCCUUCAAAAGAUGUGUUUGAGGCAGCUUGUGACUUUGCUCGGGAAUGGGGAGGCCUUCUUUGGGAAGACUCUAAGAGAAUGCGACUUGUGGUGAAAUCUGAAGUUCACAAUCAAAUGCGUGAGUUUCUUCAUACCCAAAGCAAAUAAUAAGAGGAACCUCAACAUUUUCUUCUCUUGGUUAAAUCAAAACCUUCUGUUUUGCUACUAGAAAAUAUAUAUUGCGUAAGAUUUAAGCAGAAAGAGAAAGAUGUCUUGUUACUCAUAUUAGUUCUUAUCCUGGGAACACAUGUUGUGCCGUUUGGACUGCUACAAGCUUUAGGAAUAUACCUACCAAUCUUGUCCAAAUCACUGAUGUAUAUAGUCUGAGGGAUGCCCCAUUUUUGCGGA
Messenger RNA from Capsella rubella, 1965 nucleotides. Its product is annotated as RNA polymerase II transcription factor B subunit 2. Bases 367 to 1725 code for a protein of 452 amino acids. The record is from RefSeq and is a predicted model, not a curated record. The transcript has 15 exons. Gene Ontology annotation, cellular component: transcription factor TFIIH holo complex; transcription factor TFIIH core complex. Gene Ontology annotation, biological process: nucleotide-excision repair. Gene Ontology annotation, molecular function: double-stranded DNA binding; ATPase activator activity. NCBI's taxonomy places the organism in Eukaryota, Viridiplantae, Streptophyta, Magnoliopsida, Brassicales, Brassicaceae.